Molecule: messenger RNA, 3471 nt
Organism: Erigeron canadensis
Lineage: Eukaryota; Viridiplantae; Streptophyta; Magnoliopsida; Asterales; Asteraceae
Product: calcium-transporting ATPase 2, plasma membrane-type-like
Exons: 6
Coding region: 170-3184 (1004 amino acids)
Biological process (GO): calcium ion transmembrane transport
Cellular component (GO): intracellular membrane-bounded organelle; membrane
Molecular function (GO): calmodulin binding; ATP hydrolysis activity; P-type calcium transporter activity
Source: RefSeq, a predicted model, not a curated record
GCUAAGUGUCGAUCUCAUGGUGGUUUCUGUAUAUAUACAUAGUUUUAUUGACCUUUUCUUAUCAUCAUCAUCAUCAUCAAAAAAGAAUAUUGAAGUAAGUUUUUAAAAAAGAUUACAAAUUAUAUAAAUAAAUUAAUUUAUAUUGUGAGAUUGGGAAUUGAAGGUCGGGAUGGAGAGUUAUUUGAAUGAGAAUUUUGGAGGGGUGAAGGCAAAGAAUUCGUCACAAGAAGUGUUGCAAAAGUGGAGAGAUGCGUGUGGUCUUGUUAAGAACCCGAAACGGAGGUUUCGGUUUACGGCUAAUAUCGAAAAACGUAAUGAAGCUGCUGAUAUGAUUCGUGCUAAUAAGAACUUGAGGGUUGCCGUUUUGGUGUCAAAGGCAGCCUUUCAGCUAAUGCAAGGUGCAGAAACCAGCAGUUAUGAAUUACCUGAGGAAUUCAAGACUGCUGGUUUCGGUAUCAGUGCUGAUGAAGCAGGAACACUUGUUGAAAGUCGUAACCCCGAAAAGUUGAAAAACCAUGGUGGGGUAGAUGGUCUUGCAAACAAGCUUAAAACAUGUACUACUAAUGGGCUUGCAAUGGAUGACAAACAGUUGACUUGCAGACAGGAACUUUUUGGAACUAAUGAGUUCACCGAACGUGUGCAGAGGAGCUUUUUGGUGUUUGUAUGGGAAGCCCUGCAAGAUAUGACACUUAUGGUUCUUGCUGCGUGCGCUUUUAUCUCUUUGAUUGUCGGCAUUGCAACUGAAGGAUGGCCAAUGGGAGCUCAUGACGGUCUUGGAAUUGUUGCCAGUAUCUUGUUGGUGGUGUUUGUAACCGCGACUAGUGAUUAUCGUCAAUCUCUGCAGUUUAGGGAUUUGGAUAAAGAGAAAAAGAAGAUAUCUAUUCAAGUUACUAGAAACGGUUUUAGGCAAAAGUUAUCAAUAUAUGAGUUACUUCCUGGUGAUAUUGUACAUCUUGGUAUAGGAGAUCAAGUGCCUGCAGAUGGCCUUUUCCUUUCCGGAUUUGCAGUCUCUAUCGACGAAUCUAGUUUGACUGGAGAAAGCGAGCCAGUAAAAGUCAACACCGAAAAUCCCUACUUGUUGUCUGGAACUAAAGUUCAAGAUGGUUCAUGUAAGAUGCUGGUUGUCACUGUAGGCAUGAGAACUCAAUGGGGAAAAUUAAUGGCAACUCUUACUGAAGGCGGAAAUGAUGAAACCCCAUUGCAGGUUAAGUUAAAUGGAGUAGCAACUAUCAUUGGAAAGAUCGGUCUUAUAUUUGCUAUAGUGACAUUUGCAGUUUUGGUACAAAAACUAUUUGCUAGUAAGAUUAUAGAAGGAACACAAUGGAGCUGGUCUGGUGAUGAUGCAUUGAUGUUGUUGGAAUAUUUUGCUAUUGCUGUCACAAUUGUUGUUGUUGCGGUUCCAGAAGGGUUACCAUUGGCUGUCACAUUGAGCCUUGCAUUUGCCAUGAAGAAGAUGAUGAAUGACAAAGCACUUGUCCGCAAUCUUGCCGCCUGUGAAACCAUGGGGUCUGCAACAACUAUAUGCAGUGAUAAAACCGGGACGCUGACCACCAACCAUAUGACCGUUGUUAAAUCUUGCAUUUGUAUGAAUGUAGGUCAGCCUGACAUCCCAGAAAGCGUUAAGAAGAUUCUUAUACAAUCUAUCUUCACUAACACGGGUGGAGAAGUUGUGAGUAACAAAGACGGAAAGCGUGAGAUACUCGGGUCACCAACAGACACUGCCAUUCUGGAGUUUGGCUUGUCACUUGGUGGUGACUUCCAAUCUGAACGCCAGGCAGUCAAAGUUCUUAGAGUUGAGCCGUUUAACUCUACAAAGAAGCAAAUGGGGGUGGUAUUGGAGCUUCCUGGAGGAAGUGUAAGAGCUCAUUGUAAAGGUGCUUCAGAAAUAGUUUUGGCUGCUUGUGACAAAGUGAUCGACGAAAAUGGUGAAGUUGUAACUCUUGACGAUGAAAAAAUUAACUAUUUAAAGAGUACAAUCGAAUCAUUUGCUGGUGAAGCUCUUCGAACUCUAUGCCUUGCAUAUAUAGACCUGGAAAGUGGUGUCUCAGCCGAAACUCCCAUUCCAUCUUCGGGGUAUACUUGUAUUGGAAUUGUGGGUAUUAAAGAUCCUGUCCGUCAAGGAGUCAAGGAGUCAGUAGCCCUUUGUCGAUCAGCUGGUAUUACUGUUCGUAUGGUUACAGGAGACAAUAUAACUACUGCUAAAGCCAUAGCCAGGGAAUGUGGAAUACUUACAGACGACGGGAUUGCAAUUGAGGGUCCAGAAUUCCGUGAGAAGAGCUUGGAAGAACUGCUUGUACUAAUUCCUAAGAUUCAGGUUAUGGCUAGAUCUUCACCCCUAGAUAAGCACACACUGGUGAAACACUUGCGCACCACGUUUGGUGAGGUUGUUGCGGUUACUGGAGAUGGGACAAAUGAUGCCCCGGCCCUUCAUGAAGCAGAUAUAGGCCUUGCCAUGGGCAUUGCUGGAACUGAGGUUGCCAAAGAGAGUGCAGAUGUUAUUAUUCUAGAUGACAAUUUCUCCACAAUUGUCACUGUCGCUAAAUGGGGCCGAUCAGUCUAUGUUAACAUUCAGAAAUUUGUACAGUUUCAACUGACUGUCAAUAUCGUCGCUUUGAUAGUGAACUUCACAUCAGCUUGUUUGACAGGGAGCGCUCCCCUCACAGCUGUUCAACUUUUGUGGGUGAACAUGAUCAUGGAUACAUUGGGAGCACUGGCAUUGGCAACCGAGCCUCCAAAUGAUGAACUAAUGAAGAGAUCCCCGGUUGGAAGAAAGGGAAACUUUAUAAGCAAUGUCAUGUGGAGGAAUAUAUUUGGGCAGGCUGUUUAUCAAUUUGCAGUUAUUUGGCUACUUCAAUCAAAAGGGAAACCGUUUUUUGGCCUUUAUGGAGAUGACUCCGAACUCAUCCUCAACACCCUCAUUUUCAAUUGCUUUGUCUUCUGUCAGCUCUUUAAUGAAGUUAACUCUCGAGAAAUGGAGAAAGUAAAUGUUUUAGAUGGCAUAUGGAAGAACAAGGUUUUUGUAAGCGUCAUCACUGCAACUGUUAUUUUCCAGAUCAUAAUAAUCGAGUACCUGGGUACCUUUGCAAAUACAUCACCAUUAACUGCGACUCAAUGGUUGUUUAGCAUUUUUACGGGAUUUUUAAGCAUGCCUAUUGCUGCAUUCCUGAAGGGGAUACCUGUUUAGGGUAACAUGAUGAAGCCGGGCUGCUACUUGAAGAUGGUCUUUUCAGCUUGCCCGGGCUUCACUAGAUUUAGCUUUUUUAUGCCAUCCGGGCUACCAAUGCUUUUAGCAGACUACUGUGAUGGGCAUUUUAUUAACUUCGGUAGAAAACAAAUGAAAAUUUAAAAUUGUAACCUGGCAUCUUACUACUGGCCUACUCUUGUAAGAUCCCUUGCAUUAUCUUCUUUAGGUAUCUGUGUAAGUAUACUCUUGUACAGUUAUUUGGUUUAUUCAUUUCGAAUGUUUUCUAA